This is a messenger RNA of Frankliniella occidentalis (western flower thrips), 2219 nucleotides long. RefSeq lists its product as uncharacterized. Gene Ontology annotation, molecular function: protein binding. The record is from RefSeq and is a predicted model, not a curated record. Bases 254 to 1822 code for a protein of 522 amino acids. NCBI's taxonomy places the organism in Eukaryota, Metazoa, Arthropoda, Insecta, Thysanoptera, Thripidae. The transcript has 3 exons.
ACCUGGGAACACCACAAGCACGCCGUCGACGCGUUAAUCCCGCCCGCACCGGGUGGUGGUGGUGGUGGUGGAGGAUGCCCGGGGAGGUCUGGAGCCUUGGGCCGGUGGCGAGAGCAGCUGCAGCGCAGCCGCAGCGUCGAGCAGGAGAGCCCCCAGUCGGACACCAACCUCAGAGCGGACAGGUCGCAGGUCGGAUCGACACAACUGCGCUACGACUUGAGAGUUCAGCUACUUUAUCCAGUCCUCGAGGAACAUGGAGCCGUCGCCGGACCGAGUGCUGGAGCAGGCAGAGCAGGUGCAGGCGAGCAGUGACGACGAGUGUUCCAGAGCAUCGGCCGUGGAGCAGCUGCCGGAUGACGUGCUUGUGAUGGUGAUGCAGCACCUGCAGCUGGUGGACCUGCUCGCCUGCCGUCUGGUGAGCAAGAGGCUCGGCGCACUGGCCAUGCACCCGGACUCGUGGUGUAGGCAGUCAAUUGACGACUAUGUCUUUGAGGAUGGGCCCCGUGUCGACACUUGCGUCGUGCUGAGGUUGGCGCCGUGCGUGCAUUCCAUGCGGCUCUCGAGUUGUGGUCAGUCGUCUCUGAGAUUCAUCACGACCAGAUGUGCCGCGAGAAGUCUCUCGCUGACUCUGAGGUCGCUGCAGCCGGACUCAAACACCGAGGUGUUCGCCCAGGUGGUUCGCAACCAGCUGCUCCUCGGGCGGCUCAGGAGCGUUCGUCUGUGCUUCACCGAGAGAGUCUGCGAGGAGCUGGUGACGCUUGGGCGUGGUUCCGACGCGCUCCUGCGCACGCUGGCUGCUGCAACUGGGCUCGAGUCGCUCGUGUUUGACACGGAGAUACCUUUUGCAGUUGACCGCUUGGAGCUCGCGCCCGCCUACCCGUCCUUGAAGAAGUUCCAUUGUCUGCUGACCCGGGAGGCGGAGUCGUUCGUGAACACCGUGCUGGCCGGGCACGCCGCCACCCUGGAGGAUGUCGCUCUCUGCCCUGGCCGCCCCUUUCAGUAUUGGGUCGCGUACGACAAGCGGACCUUGGGCACGGCGACGGCGAGCCUGUUGGCCGGCAUGCCGAGACUCCGGCGUUUGCGGUGCUUGGUGCUCCCGGGGCUGGAGGCCGUGGCGGCGGUCGAGACGCUCACGGACUUGAGCCUCGUCGCGUUCCACUUGGACUCCCCAGAGGCGGCCGUGGCGCUGCUCCGUCGCGCCAAACAGCUGCGACAAGUCUCCCUGUUGUUUCUUGAGAAUAUGCACAGCCUCAGGGACGGCAGCAAGCGGAUCCUGGCGGCCUUGGCCUCGCAGUCCCACGUGGAGAGCUUGACCGUGUCCGGGAAGCUGCCGCCGCUGGAGCCUCUGGCCAGGGCGCUGCCCGCCCUGCCCGCCCUGAGGGAGCUGUCCGUCCUGCAAGGGCCCAUGGACGGCGAGCUGGUGGUGGUGCAGAGCAUCACCCCGUACGCGACCCCGGCCCUGCGACGGCUCGAGCUAUCCUGGGAGGAGCUGAACUGCCCCAGGAGGUGCGUCCACGCCUGGGUGCACUUGGACGCGGUCAAGACCGCCCUCACUGAUAACCCAUCGCUGCACAUCCUGCUGCACAACCCCGGGGCCUGCAGUGACCGGAACUGCCAGGCGUGCGCAGAGGACUGCCACACUGAGCUGAAGCGGUUGACCUGGAAGCCGAGCGGGGGAGUGAGCUGGGCCACAAGCGAGGAGAAAGUGGGGCUCUUCUCGUACGAGCCGGGCGCGUGCUCCUCGCCUCGCGACCACGUCCCUCGCGACCACGUCACCGGCAAGUGGUGGCGGUGGGUUCAAGUACGUCAUGCUUCUGGUUAAAUGAUGCUGUCUGAUUGAUGUGUCCUCUCUUGUUCGAAAGAAAGGUCUAAUAAAUUCAUGAUCUGAUUAUGUGGUGAAUCAUUUUGUGCCUCGUUUCUCAUCACGACGCGCAUUUCUUCCAAAGUAAGGGAAUUCGCUUUCUGCUGGGCGUGUGCUAUGCCAGGUUUCAUUAUUUGUAAUCCCCAGUAACAUGAGACUAUCGGUCGAAUGUUGGGGUCGGGUGACUGUCGAAUCACCUCUGUGCAACCGGCAGUUGACUUACUUUUAAGAGCCAGAUUAAUUAACCCUAACCAGUAUCAAAUAAAACAAAAAUUGGUUAAUUUUAAAUUGACUGAGCUAGGAUUCAAAUUAAUGUGGUUUCAUAACUGAACUGAUAUUCUGUUGAAAAUAAGCACAA